AAUUCUCCUAAAGCUACCGAAAUUCCUCCCCAUUUUUCUGUAAAAUUCGGACAUCACAGGGGCAGCCACUACAUGGAUAAUUCAACGACUAACGGAUGAUUUUAGGCUCAAAGGGGGCUGUCACAUACUAUAAAUCCAGCAAGCAAAAACCGGAGUGCAGAUUGGGGAGUGUUGGAGUUAAUCCCGAUUUUGAAGCUAAUUGUUUUGAAUGAGUCCUAGUUAGUGGAGUUUAUGUGUCCUACUAUUGUGGUUGCUGAUAACCACGUUUCCUUAUCUUUAAGUUUCAGUUUGUAGUGGCUAGAAAAUAGGAGUUUAUGCUUUAUAAAUAGGCAGUUGUUAUUCAGUUUAAUGUGUAAUUAUCUUCAUCUAUUUCCAGCAAUAGAAGUGCCUCUUUCUUCCUCUGUUCUGCUCUAUUUUUGGUUGUUUUGCUUUUAUCUCUUCUGCUACUUCAAUUGGUAUCAGAGCCUUACACAAUGAAUGGCUCAAAUCAGA
Molecule: messenger RNA, 492 nt
Organism: Rubroshorea leprosula
Lineage: Eukaryota; Viridiplantae; Streptophyta; Magnoliopsida; Malvales; Dipterocarpaceae
Source: the annotation of a GenBank genome assembly